Messenger RNA from Oenanthe melanoleuca, 1562 nucleotides. It is a transcript of the gene REC114, whose product is annotated as REC114 meiotic recombination protein. The coding region runs from base 784 to 1524 and encodes 246 amino acids. NCBI's taxonomy places the organism in Eukaryota, Metazoa, Chordata, Aves, Passeriformes, Muscicapidae. The transcript has 6 exons. The record is from RefSeq and is a predicted model, not a curated record.
GAGCCCUCAGCCCCCUCAGAGCCCUCAGCCCCUUCAGCCUCCUCAGAGCCCUCAGCGUCCCUCAGAGUCCUCAGCCCUUUAACCCCCUCAGGCCUUUCAGAGCCCUCAGCCCUCUCAGAAUUCUCAGCCCCCUUCAGCGCCCUCAACCCUCUCAGAGCCCUCAGCGCCCUUAGCCCAUUCAGCGCCCUCAGCCCUCUCAGAGCUAUCAGCACCCGCAGCCCUCUCAGCACCCUCAGCCCUCUGAGAGCCCUCAGCCCUCUGAGAGCCCUCAGAGCCCUCAGCGCCCCUCAGCCCUUUCAGCGCUCUCAGCCCCCUUCAGCGCUCUCAGCCCCUUCAGUGCCCUCAACCCUCUCAGAGCCCUCAGCCCUCAGCCCUCUCAGAGCCAUUAGCGCCCCUCAGAGCCCUCAGCCCCUUCAGUGCCGUCAGCCCCCUCAGCCCUUUUAACCCCUCAGAGCCCUCUACACCCUCGGCCCCUUCAGCCCUCUCAGAGCCAUCAGCGCCCCUCAGCCCCUUCAGCGCUGUCAGCCCUCUCAGAGCCUUCAGCCCCCUCAGAACCCUCGCCCUUUUAAAUUCCUCAGCGCCCCUCAGCCCCUUCAGCCCCCUCAGAACCCUCGCCCUUUUAAACUCCUCAGAGCCCUCAGCGCCGUCAGCGCCCCUCAGAGCCCUCGCCCUUUUAACCCCCUCAGCCCCUUCAGCCUCCUCAGCGCCUUCAGCGCCCCUCAGAGCCCUCAGCCCUUUUAACCUCCUCAGCGCCCCUCAGAGCCUUCAGCCCCUCAGCGCGGGAUGGCGGCGGCUGGCGGCGCUCGUGGCUCCCAGCCCGGCAUGGCCUCGGCGCCGGGCAGCGCUGGCGACACCUCCCUCCUCGGCAGCGCCACAGUGUGGCCCUUGAAGCGCUACGGGCGCUUCCUCCCCACGAAGGACGGUGGCGGUGAGGGGCAGAGCACCUCUUGGAAGGUGUUUGAAUCAAAUGAAGAUUCAGGCCCUCUUGUCCUUACCAUUGUGGAGUCUGGCCAUUUCUUUAUUUCCCAAGGGCGAACAGUGCUGGAAGGCUUUUCCCUGAUUGAUUCCCACAAGUGGCUGAAGAUAGUGAGGAGAGCAGACUGCCUGCUGUUCCGUGCACAGGCCAAGAACGAGUGCCGCAUGUUCCGCGUGCAGUUCGGAGGGAGCUCCAGGGAGGAGAUGCAGGAGCACUGCUGCAGCUGUGUGCACAAACUCAGCCAGCACGUCCCCGUGCAGGGGGCUGAGGAGCAGAGCCUCAGCCAGGACACCCAGGCCAUGGACACUGAGCACGCACCAGAUGAGCCUCUCCCAGACUCCUGCACCAGCCUUGGAGAAAGAAGAUCUAUAGCACAGCUUGCACAGUGGGCGCUGCGGCGGCGGCCGGCGCUGCCCCCGGCGCUGCGGCAGCCGGCCUGGAGCGCGCGGGAGCUGGGGCCCUUCAUCCGCCUCUGCCUCAUGGACCAGCACUUCCCAGCCUUCGUGGAGGACGUGGAGAAGGAACUGCACAGACUGGCCGAGGAAUGAGGCGCGCCUGGGCUCAUUAAAGGUUGAAAAAUGAGCCC